Molecule: messenger RNA, 10384 nt
Organism: Engraulis encrasicolus (European anchovy)
Lineage: Eukaryota; Metazoa; Chordata; Actinopteri; Clupeiformes; Engraulidae
Gene: vgf
Product: VGF nerve growth factor inducible
Exons: 2
Coding region: 914-3103 (729 amino acids)
Molecular function (GO): neuropeptide hormone activity
Source: RefSeq, a predicted model, not a curated record
UAGGUCUUAUUUUAUAAACAAGUUAAUAUUCUACAUUCAAUGUUCUUGCUUCUUUUAAGUGGUAAAAGAGUUGUUUCUUCAGGCAAUUGCAACUGGACUAUUGAGGGGUGCACAGACCAUUGUUAAGACCCUUUUACGGCAGUCCUUUACAAUGCUACAUAGUAGUACACCUAGCCUACAUCUACCUAGCGUACAUCUUCCUACUAAGAAAUGUUUAACACUUUUCAACACCUUCCUUUUCUCCUUGGUUUGACUUAUUGUCAGCCCAUUGACAAUGCUUUCAUAAUGGCAUAGGCCUAGAGUUCACAGCCUCAGGUUGGCUUUAUGUUAGGCAAUUUCAGCAUGCAGCACACAGCUGUAACUGGAAAACCGACUCUAUCUUCAGUGUUGUGUUUUUUCCUCUAACCCUCUCUCUCUCCCACUCCCUCCUGUGAAAAUACUAUUUCAUUCACCCUGCUUCCGUUCAUUCAUCUAGGCACUGCAGCGUAGCGGACACACGUCGUUCGAUCGACAAGCAAAUUCUUAUCAAUGGAGAAGCCUACGUCAAUGGGAAGGUCUGACGCAAUGUCACGUGGUAAGAGGGGGGCUCCUUAUAAAGUAGUGGAGCUGGCCACGGUGCUGAAAAUAUCUUACCGCCGUGAGAACAAGUAAACAGAAAGCGGCGUCUAUGACAACACAGGAACAACACAAUCACUUCACAGAAGUUGAAUGCAUCUAUACAGCUGACUCACAGGGCUCUCAAGUCGAAAUAAGCGGUUGAAACCAGUCCGUGGAAGCAUAGAGAAUCAAAAUAUACUGGAUCGCGCGGCCCCUCAACUGGUUUGUGACCCACAGCCCUUUUCUCUCUUUCUCUCUCACACAGCAGCCAGCCGCACCGCUUUCUGCACCGAGUCCCCUACGUGUGUGCAUUGUCAUGGUCCGGUGCCAAAUCACAUCAAGUGCCCAUACCUGUUUCCUCCUGUUUGCUCUGCUCGGCCUCUUAUCAAACCUCACAGACAGCAGCCCCAUAAACCCCCCAGACAGGCAGUCCGUAAGUGACCAUAAUGACCCUCUCUACUCCUCCUCGUCCUCAAGCCUCCUCCUCUCCCGCCCAUCACUGCCCACCCUGGGAGCAGAAGAAGACAAAAGGGCUCUGUCAAAUAGAGCAGAGGAAGGUGAGGAGGAGGAGGAUGAGCUCUUCAAAGACGUGGACCCCAAAACAUUAGCAGCUGUCCUCCUGGAGGCUCUGAACAAGCCCCAGGAGGAGAGGAACCGCGAAGGAGGAGGAGCAGGGGAGGAGGAGGCAGGAGCAGCAGGGAAGAAUGUAGAAGAAAAGGGCCAGGAGGUCCAGAGAGAAGCAGGGGGAGGGGAGGAGGAGGAGGAGGAGGAGGAUGAGGAGGAGGAGAGCAUGAGGCAGGAGCUGCGGGAUCUGCAGCAGCAGGAGGCGGUGGACCGUGGCAGAGACGGUCAGGCGGAGCUGGAGCGAGCCGUGGCCGCCGCUAUGGCUCAGGGCAGAGAGGAGCGCCAGCGGGAGGAGGAGGAGGAGCGGAGGAAGAAAGCCGAGGAGGAGGAGCGUCUGACUGAGAAGGUCACGAGUCGCACCACCAGCCAAACGGUGCCCAUGAAGACCAAGACGGAGGCGGACGAAGGGCAAAAAGAGGAGGCGGUCAAAUACGGUGAAAAUCCAGCAGGGGAGGGAGAGGAGGAGGAGGAAGAACAGCUCAGUCCAGAGGAGGUGAAAAACCUGCAGAGCAUGAUGGAGAAGUUCCAGAGCAUCAGCCCCGCUGCUGCAGAGGGUCAGGACACUGCUGAGAAGAUAGGACAGAGAGGGAGCAGAGGAGACGUGGACGACUUUGACAUUGACUACCCAGACAAUGACAUCAGGCCCAAAGGCUUCCGAGGCUACAAGUUGGGCCUUUCCAAGAAGAAGCUCAAGUGGAAGCAGCAGCAGGAGGAGCAACAGGACCAGCCCAAGCCAAAGCCAAAGCCAAAGACCCGGCCGACAUACAAAGGUGGGAAUUUCAUGGACGACUUCAACGACAACGACCGUUCAGAGGAAGAGGAGGAACAGGAGGAGGAGGAGGUGAUCAGUCCGGAGGAGGAGGAGGCGCGGGCCAAGGCCGAGCAGGAGGAGGUGCGCAGACAGGCGGCCGAGGCCCAGCGGGCCAAGGCGGAGGAGGAGAAGCUGGCCGACAUAGCCUCCGACAUGCUACUGCAGUACAUGAUGAAGCAGGAUGGGAGGAAGUCCCUGGCGCAGAGGAAGAACAACGCCUUUGGCAUGAUGAACGCAGCGGAGGACAAGCGCUCCGAAGAGGAGAUGGAGGAGAUGGAGGACGAUGACAUCGACCCGCAGACCAUCGACAAGCUGAUCGAGAUCUCCAGCAAGCUCCACCUGCCCGCUGAUGACGUGGUGGACAUCAUCAGCGAUGUGGAGAAGAAGAAGAAAGACGCUCCGGAGAUCUUGACAAGGCAACGGCCUCUCAUGCCACUCCCGGCCCCUGCCGCCGAGGCUCCGGCUCCUCGCUUUCCCACCACCACGGUCAAGCAGCUUCCUCCCCCCAUCUCUGGCCCUUUCAAGUCCUGGUUUAAAGACAGAGCAACGGUGAAGCCCAGCAAGCAAGACUUUUGGCUGAAAACACAGAGGCAGCCCUUUCGAGCCUACAGCCCUUAUCCCUUUUAUCAAAAAACAUACCCCGGCUACUAUCCCAUCUACUUCCCCCCGCCCAAGCCCAAGCCUCGCUACUACGCCAAGCCCGCCUAUGCCUUCAACCCCCUCCUGGGCAACUCCCUGGACUAUGACUUUGACUUCUCCCCGAAGCGCAGGUACCGCGCCUGGUCCAACCCGCGGCUGCGCACGCCUCCGGCCCUGCAGCGGAACCCCUACUUCCCCAACUACAUCAUGCCUCACCCGCGCAGCUAUGCCGCCGUGCCCAUGCCCAAGCCCCGGUCGGCUGUUCCUCCGCGUCAUCAGCAGGCCUUCUUUUACCCUCCUCCAGCGCCUUUAGUGACGCGCGCCCAAGACUACUACAGCCCCCGAAGGCCACCGGCCGACCAGGACAGUGAGGAGGAGCUGGAGAACUUCAUCGAGAAGGUUUUCCGGAAGCAUCCGCGGAUGUUUCAGUGAGAAGAGGAGAUGAGUCAUACAGCAAAGGGAAGGAGAGGAAGAGAGAAUGAUUGACGGUCUUGGUAAUAAAUUCAAAGGAGCGAUGAAAAUGAGACUGUUUUCCCCACACAGACACAUGCAGUUCUUUUUUUCUUAAAAAAAAAAAAGCGGAACUUCUCAAAUCCGAAUCCCUUUGUUCAUUUAAGCCUUUUGAUCUGAACGACAAAUAGACUGUGCGUGGUGAGUAAAAAAAUCUGUUUGAAUUCUCUUUAGCACUUUAAAUCAAUAUCUCCUUUUCAAGUGACAUUGCUGAUACCUACAGUCAUCAUGCAUCAUGCUCUUCUCACCAUCUCCUCUACCUCUCCAGGUAGACAGAAGGGGAAGAUGGAACGCUGCUGCCUUGUUGAAGAGGUGCAUACAGUACUAAAAAGGUCUACAGUAAACAUGAACUGGACUCCCCCUGCAUCACUUCUCUGCUCUUGUGACUGACAAGAGUGAAAAGAGCAUUUCCCAGGUGACAUUCAUCUCUGGCUUUAUAUCUCAUCGUCGUAGUAGGAGCUGCAUUUUCACAAAAUGGUGCCCUGAUUUGUUCUGUGUCCCCCUUUGUCGCCACUGACCAUGAAACAAAUCUGUCUAAAGUAAGUUUUGUUGUUUUUUUGUUUGUUUGUUUUUAGGUAGUGUCAUUAAAGGCAACCCUUGGGCUAAUAGUAGAUUGUAGUUUUCAACUCAGCAUCUUUUUUUUACAAAGAAGUGAAUAAGCUACAGGUGCCAAAUGUGGGAGCUUGAGGGGGGUGAUGAUAACGGCUGUGUGCAGCUGUUCCUGAAACGCAAAGUAUUCUACGACUCACAACCAUUAUGUCACAUAUAACUCGAACUCACAAUUGUACAUAGGGUUGAACUUUUUUAUUAUGUUGUCUGAGCAGUUUUAAUUUAUUUAAUAUUUCUAUGAAUUUUUAAGUUGUUUAUAAAAAAAUAAAGAAAUGUAAAAUAUUAUCCUGCAAAUGGCAUUCAUACAUUCCAAAAAAUGUUUAUAAAAAGGGACGUUGUGUUAUCUUGCCUUAUCACAUUUGCCCCCUUAAUUAGAAUACAUAUUCUCCCAGGCCACCACUCACAAAUAUGAGCUCUGAGCGCCUGUUCCAGAGGUUACAGUCCCGUACCCACUGUUUGUUCCAGACCGAGUCAAUUAUUAACUGAAAUGUGCCUGCUUAUGUGCACAGAUGGCACUAGUAGAAGUGACUGGGUGAUUUCACAAAAUAAGUGUAUAUUAAUAUUGUGAAAGGCUGGAACGUAUAUUUGUUACAUGACUGUCACUUCUGAUGGCAGGUUACCUGAGUAUAGGACAUGCUCAAGAAAUAUAGUUUCCAGUUCCACAUAAAAACACAAAAUAAGUGGGUUUGCACAGAAUACCAUCAUGGUUAACUUAUGAUUUAGUUGGGGCUUUUUUUAUACAGCAUCUUUGCAAAUAAAAUAAAAUUUAAAAAACAUAACAAAAUACAGAUCAAAAUAAUCUCAAGACAUUAUUUAAUGUGUAGGCCUUUCACAUUUUCCCCCAGAUAGAACAUGGAGUUCAGGAACAAGUGGGUUGUUGCUACGCAACAAACUGACAACGUGACGAAACCAUCAAAGGGCGCCUUUUAACUUGGCUAAUCAGUAUAAUGAAAACUGCAAGAAAGGGAAAAGAAACAAAAUGUUCUAUAAUGUAGGAAUUCAUUUUCUAGUGAAUGAUUUGAAAUACUUGCCUGGUUUGCCAAACAAGGCAGGCACAUUCCAAGACUUGCAAGCAUUCCAUGGAUCAUAAAAUAGGGGGAGAAAUUAUUUAAAAAAAGAUUAUUAAAGACAAAUACAAGGCUGAAUUCAAAAUGACACCACAGCCCUUAGCCCACACGUAACCAUUAAGAAUGCUUAACAUGGAUAGAGUUCUAUGUCUGAAGUUUAUUUGCAUUGUUAAGGACAUGUAUGAGCCUAUACUUUAAGACUAGCAAAACGAACGCACACAGCAAAAUCUACAAUGAGGCUAUUUUUUUGCUGAUUCAAAUGUAUGUUUUGCUUUACAGAAUGUCUAACAUCCAUGUCUCUGUAAUGUACUUUGUACUUGAAUGUGUGUUGUCAUAAAAAAAAGAAAGCAACCACGUGGAGGUCACCACACAUGAUGUGUCUAAUCAAACAGUAGCUUUGACAAUCCAACUACAAUCAAUGGGGAGCAAUGUUUUUUUUUCUUUCCUUCCAUUUAUAGACCAUACAGUUUGUAAUAACACUUCUUGUCUUUCAUUUGACUUAAAUCACUGAAGCAAUCCGAAGAACACAUUGCACUUGGUAUAUAACCGAACAAGAGGGGCAUUGUUAACACCAAAGGUGUCAUUUCCAGUUCCAGAAAGUGAAAACUCUGCUGUGUAUUCCAUUCUGCACUGUGCAUUUGUCAAGUCUAUUCAGUAGACUCUAGCUAAACUCUAUGGUCCUUAAAGAUUAUUGGUGUACUUAUUAGGAUCAGCUAGAUCAGAAAUUGAUUGGAUGAAAUAUGUGGCGAGUAUUUUGCUAUUCCUGAAGUGGAAAUUGGCAGCUUUGGUUAAUGCCUCCAUCUUUAAACUCCAGAGGUGUCUUGAAGCGAUGGAUUCCUCAUCAACAAAGUAACAGAGCGGAAGAAAGUAUGACGGAAGUGGAGAAGUUGUGUUUUAAAAUGUUUUGGAACUGCAAGGGAGACUAGUAGAGGGGAAGGGGGAAAGGACGAAAGCAUGACUUGAAGCAGAAAAAAGUGUCUGCACGUUUAUGUGUACUUGCAUCUUAAAAAAAAUGUGUUGCCUCUUUGAAGACAUUGUGAGCAUUGCAAAAAGUAUAAAAAAAAAUAAGACAAUGACUAGCGUACGUGAGUUUAAAAAAAACCCUGUCAAGUCUUGUAUGAGGAAACUCAUGUUGUUUAUGUCGUUUCUAGAUGUAUCUUGUACUUAUCGUAAUAAACAUGCGUUUGCUGGAUGUAAAUAACCGCAUGUUGAUGACUAGUUUUGCUACACAGAGAGAAAUAAAUAAAAUGGACUAUUUUUUAUUAAGAUUGUUUUUAAUUCCUUUCUGGCAGUGGUUGUGAACUUGUGUUAUUGGGUGACUCUUACACAUUCACCAUUCAAGACCCUUUGACACAUUUAUAGAUUUCAUUACAGCACACAAGACUUUCAAAUACAACUGCCAGUGGUUACACCAGAGAUUAGCCUUUUCACUACCUCAGGAUAGGACAGUUUUGUCACCAUAAGAUGGACCACAGCUUUAAGCCUUCACUCAGUACAUUUAUCAUACUGUGAAAAACACAAUAAGUAUUUUCUAGAGGUGGACAACCUGGCUUCAGAAGUUAUAGUCUUCCAUCUAGCUAGUUGUAAUAAAAUCAGCAUUAUACAGUGCUGCUUGAAAGUAUGUGAACCCCUUGAGCAGUUCAGAUAUUUCUGUUGUUUGUUUACCAUGAUUUUCUUACUGCAUCAUCAUCAUCAUCAUCAUCAUCGCUUUGUAGGCUGCCAUUUUGACCAGGACUCCCUGGCAGAAGAGAUUCUUAGUCUCAAUGGGACAAUCCUGGUUAAAUAAAUAAAUAACAGUUUUGUACACAUGAAAUGUCACAUAUGUUUGAUCAAUUGCCUGUAUUCGUUUAGUGGAAUUUGUUUAAGUGGCAGAAAAACUACAUGAAACAUGGAAUUAUAGUAUGUUCAAAAGUAAGUGAACCCCCAGCUUAAUUUGGUAAGUCAAGCAGGUAAUAGGUUAGGGUAACACACAUGCUUAGUUAAUCAUUUCAGUAGACCAAUGAAAUAAGACAUUAUUGGAAAAGUGGCCUGAACUAAUUAAAUGAGAGAGGAAACCAACCAAACCAACUUGGCCCCACACACAUCAACAAUGCCAAGAGGAAAGGACAAACAGUGAAGCAUGGUGGAGAUGUGAAGGUCUGGGGCUGCUUCUCUUUUUCUGAAACUAGACUCCAUAUUAUCCAAGGAACCAUGUUAACAUAUUAACAACUACUUGAUAUUAUUAAGUAUUAACAACUACUUGACCAAAUUACCUGCCAUCAGUCAGACAGUUGAAUACUGAUUAUUCAACAAGACUUAUGGAUAAAAGCAUUCCAGCAAGUCUACAAAGGAGUGACUACAGAGGUAGUAGGGUCAUACUCUGCAUUGGCCCAGUCAAAGUCUAGAUCUUAAUCCUUCUGUGAUGUUGUAGUGAGACCAGAAGAAGAUGCUGUAUGCCAGGUGUCCCUCCAACCUUUCUCAAAUGGCUGAGUUCUGCAGAGUUCAGUGUUUGGAAAUGGUGCUUUACAAAUUAGGGUUUGGAUGUCUGUUAAAUAAGGUCCUUUUCUCUUUCGCAAAAACAUUGAUGAUAUCUGGAGGGUUCACAUACUUUUCAAGCAGCACUGUAUGCAUAAACAUAAUUGAGCAGUUAGAAACAGUUGAUUUCGAGUAUGUACAAUAAUGUUUGACGGCAGUCCAGGUUGCCUAUAACAGUAUUUUUUCCCAAAGCGCAUUGACCACCAUCACAUUUUUUUGACAGGAGAUGUCCAGCCCCUGUGAUUCCUUUCCAGUAAGAAAGCCAUUAGCUCUUUGUCCCAGUCAGAUCAAUGCCUCCACAUGUCUCGCUAAUUGAGUGCUGGGGUGGGAUUCGCCCUCACUUGGCAGCAGCUUUGAUACCUCUAUUCUUUAGCGCUAAUUUUCAUUCUUCCCUCCCUUUCCUUCUUUCUCUCUUGCUCUCCCUCCCUCACUUCUUCCCUCUUUCUGUAUUUCCUUCUCUUCUACAUACUAUACACACAAGCAUGCACGCGGAUGUCCACAUGCUCACAGUGUGGAGACUAGGGAGUAUGGAUCAGAGCCCAUCAUGCUGGGUUGACUUGAGAAGUUUGCGUGCUAAGCCACAGAUCACAGGGAAGGCUGAUGGCUGACCGAGAUCCCCGGGGGGGUUAGUGAGCAAGCAGAGUAAAGUCUUGGGCUAAUGAGACAGACAGAGAGCACUUGAGCUUACAGGCAGGGGGGAGGAAUAAUCAGUGGGACUCAGCUGUUAAAGCACCAGAGUACAACAUGUAAACAACAGCACAAAAAUAUGGUUUGCUGUUCCAAGAAAAAACAUGUCACAGUUUUGUUACAAAAGGGAGCCAAGGUUCUGAUGCCAAUACCUUGAAAAAGAACGAUACUUCUCAUUUUUUUUGGUAAACCAAGUCAAAGGUAAAGUACCAAUUGUGCACGUUUUUGUUAUUUGCUCUUGAUACACUUCCAUUUUAAUGGAAUUUGGCCACCAACGGCCAAAUAACAACAACAAAAACACCUCAGGGAUCCCUGCUGACUUAGCAGGAUAUGAGCUUAUUGUUGGGUUCAGAUUUGAACCCCCCCUUGAAAAUGUACAGGGAGGAUUCACAGCAGGGUUGCUGCACUGUUACUGGGCAUUGCUAAUUUUACUCAUUCCAGCUGAGGUGUUAGCUGCGCUGGCAAGUUUUUGUAUGUGCUGUUUAAUACAAUUGGCACAAAUACAGAGCAUAAAAGCUCAGAUAAUGUGCAUUGUGAAUAUGGGGGAACAUGUGUGGUCUUGGUAGGUUAUGGCUGUGUCUGGAAUGCUGACAACAUCCCUCUGUAGUGCACUAUAUGCUUUUUAUUAAAAAGUAAAUGUUGGGCUGUUUGCCUUAAAUGUUAUAGGACCAUUGUGGAGGUGGACAGCAAUGGUGGGGAGAGCUACUUGAAGGGGUAGGGUUGGGGGAUGACACAGGUUGCACUCGAACCUGGGUCCCCAUCGGCAUGCAAGCCCAUUCAUGGACAGGUGCCUUAGUAGUCUGCACCACAGCGCCCUACUACUGUAUGCUUAGAUCUCCUAAAGUUGCUGCUGCUUUUACAGACUGCUGUCAGCUAGAGCUGCAGGGGUGGCUCAUCUGUGUUUUUCCCCCCAGAGGCUGCUGCCAGGCAGCGGUGCCUGAAAGGCCUUAAUUACUCAUUCACCCUAAUCUUAACUGCAAACCUGACCUUAUCUCUAACUUUAACCCUAAAAUCCUACCUAUUUCUUAACCCUAAUUCAAAAGCUAACCCAUCUUAACCCUAACCCUUGUUUGGGUGCUGUGUCUGGCAGGCACGCUACCUUGAAGACACCAUGGAGGGGAAAAAAACACCAAUGACUGCAGGGACAAUGCAGAAUCACAUAGGUAUCCUAAGCAUUUAGCGCCUCAGCUUAUUCUGAUUAGUAAUACUUGUCAUCCAAGCACUGGGGUUUAUUAUAACACAGACAGAGCAUGGUGUUUGAAAUAAAGGGUAAAUACAUAAUGUACGUUAUGAAUGCAGACGUGGACAGUGGGUAAGGAAAUGGGCUUUAGAUUAGGGGGUUGCCAGUUGGAAUCCCACCCUACCACUCCCCCUUGAGCAAGGCACCUAACCCCACAUCGCUCCAGGGACUGUAACCAAUACCCUGUACUUGAAGAAACUUUAAGUCACUUUAGAUAAAAGCAUCAGCUAGGCGUAAUGCAAUGUAAUGUAAUAAAAAUGUAAUGAAUGCAGGUUGGCCCAUCUGUUGUAAGAACAUACUCUAAGUGACAUGAACUGACAGACCCCUAGAGAGUCCCCUUCUCUAUUUCCGAAACAAAUGAAGACAAGUGCAGUGAUGGUGGUAGUGGGAAGAAGAAAUAAUGUUAUGUCUGAACUUAAUGGAAUGCCAGUGUCAGGGUCAAUUUAGCAGCAUUCACUAUAGGCAUGAACACAAGCACAAGCGAUUGCAAGAAUGCAUUCAGCACACAGGUUAGAAAUGGCAUACACCUUCCAUUCUACCGAGGAGGGUUACCAUAAUGUUGGGACAUCACAGAUGUCAGGUUGUGGCCAUUUUGCAUUUAGCUACAUUAAAUACAUUAACCCUCAACUACAGAUAUGUCCAGCAUAAAGUGCAACUAUGGCAACAGCUAGAGGUGGUAGGGUACAAAAAAAAGGCUCAGGCAUUUUUGCACAAACCCCUCUUAAUUGUGGGCCAGUCUCCAAACGAAAAUACAAACAUCCCAAUAGUAUUGGGCCCUGACGAAGGUCGGCACAUCGGGAAAUGCCCAGUAAGCCAGAUUGCCUGGUAACAGCUAGUGUUGAUUAGUGCAAAUUCUUCCUGGCACCCCCGGCAUAUGCAGCCCUUUUCCCAAUGUGAUAGGUAACUAGAUAAAAUAUAGUAGGUAAAUGUGUGGUAAAGGUUUAAAGGUAACUGCUUGUAGCCUAGAUAAAGAGUUUUGUUUUGUUUGUCGUGCACUUCUACAUUUUCAAUAAUGUGAAAUAACAUUAAUCCCUUUUGUAUUUUUUUAAGUUUUGAAUUGGAAAACUAAGAGAGCAAAAAGUUAAC